This is a messenger RNA of Orussus abietinus, 2386 nucleotides long. RefSeq names its product isopentenyl-diphosphate Delta-isomerase 1 (gene Idi). Gene Ontology annotation, cellular component: cytoplasm. Gene Ontology annotation, biological process: isoprenoid biosynthetic process; isopentenyl diphosphate biosynthetic process. The record is from RefSeq and is a predicted model, not a curated record. The coding region runs from base 687 to 1427 and encodes 246 amino acids. Lineage: Eukaryota; Metazoa; Arthropoda; Insecta; Hymenoptera; Orussidae. The transcript is spliced from 3 exons. Gene Ontology annotation, molecular function: isopentenyl-diphosphate delta-isomerase activity.
GCAGAAUGGUUAAAAGACCAUAUACUGUUUCUGCAUAAGAGUGUCUUUGUCGAGCCCGUUAGUGGAAUAUAGUAAAAUGCAUGUUACAGAGACAGCCUGGUCUCUCAACUGUGAGAGAGAUCUUAUGAAAAGUUGCUACAUCCUCCGACACUAGAACGCACUGGAGCUUGCCGUUCCACUGAUUUUUCACGAAAUUGGAGCCUGUUUUAAAAAUUACAAUAAUUGAACCGUACGAAAAUAAACAGUGAUUCGAGAUAUAAUUCAUGACUCAUGCAAAUCGAGACGCUCCGCGAUUAUGUGAGACGUGAUUCGUAUGAUAAUCGAAGAGGUGUUAAAUGGAAACCACCUGCUCAUAUUGGACGACCUUGCAGCCAGCAACUCGGAGUAGCUCGUUACGAGCCUCAACCUGUGUGUGGCGGGCGAUAAAGAGAGAGCUACGAGUAGCUGCAAAGGGGUCGAGCAACCUUCUUCACUACGACUUAUUCCAAUACAUUCAGACAUGAGUUCUCCGCUCACGGAUCAAGUCAUUCCGUGGAUCGCUGCUCCGAAAAGAAGGAUCUGCUGCAGUCCAGUGAGUGAGAGGUUAUCUUCAUCAGAAGUCUUAAUCUCCAUGACAAUUGUCGCAAUACAGAGGUAAAAACGGUUGGUGCCCAACACCGCAGUACGGUCUUAGUUGCUGCCCGAGAAUGCUGAAGAAUAGCCAGAAGCUCUGCACAGUUGUCAGGAAACUCUCCUCUUCUGUGAGGGGCUAUUACGCCAAAAUGCAGGUCGCCCCGUUGCAAGAAGCCGCCCUGGAGGAACAGUGUAUACUCGUAGAUGAGAACGACAGGAUUCUUGGCGAAGCCUCUAAAAGGUAUUGCCACAGAGUCGGCGAAGCCGGAAAUAUACCUCUUCACAGAGCAUUCAGCGUCUUCAUGUUCAAUCGCAAGGGAGAUCUGCUGCUCCAGAAACGAUCUCUUAACAAGGUGACCUUCCCAGGGCACUACACAAACACCUGCUGCAGCCACCCUCUGGCGAAGAUCCCCGGAGAGAUCGAGGAGGAAGAGGCACUGGGUGUCCGGAGAGCAGCCCAACGCAGAUUGGGCUAUGAGCUUGGAAUUCCUCCUGAACAGGUCCCGGUGGAGGACUUCUUCUACCUGACCCGAAUCCAUUACCAGGCCCCGGGUGACGGCUACUGGGGGGAGCACGAGAUAGACUACAUUCUCUUCCUAAGAAAGGACGAGGUCACCGUGGAUCCGAACCCCGACGAGGUCAGCGAAAUCCGGUGGGUCUCCAGAGCGAGUCUCAGCGACUUCGUCAAGAUCAACUCCCCUCUGAGCCCGUGGUUCCAGCUCGUCCUUAACCACAAGCUCCUCACCUGGUGGGACAACCUCGACGACCUCUACAAGUUUCGAGACCACGAGACAAUACAACGCUUCGUGCAAUGAACAGUAAUCAGACCCCUUCGCCGUCGAGGCGGCCACUCUUGCGAGUAUUCUUCGCGAGGGGGCCCUACCUUCCUUAUCUAGGAGUAGCCUGUAUCGAAUACGUGUGCAAUUUGAUGCAGGUGUAUUUAUAAAACCUGAUAACUACAAUAUGACACGUGGUCCACCGAUCGCCUUGCGAUCGCGACCGGUGGAUCACUCUCAAACACGCGUUUCGUCGCCAUUACGUCUCGGCCCUUGAUCGUCAGCACUUUGUCCAAAGUCGAUGAAGUCCGCAGGUGACUUCACACGAAGAACAGACCUUACCGUGUAAGGUAUGAAGGUGGAUAUACACGUAACGAUAAAUCGUGGCGAUAUUUCAAUCUGUGCGUUUAAGUCGAGUUCUCAUGCAGCGUCUAUAACUGGUCAAAUUUGUAUAGAAUGACCUCCGCGAACUUAACCCUGUGGCCUAUAACCACGAGUCUGACUCGUGGCAAAGUCACGCAAUUGGCAUAUAUCGUAUAGGCCAAGGGGUUAAGGUAAUGUGAAAAUGGCAUUCGAAGGGUCAAUCGCUCAUGAAACAUUUCUCCGAACUAGGUGUAUUCAAUUCAAACUUUGCACUGUUAAUAUGGAGGCUAUAAAGCAUGCCCAGACACAUAUGAAAUUUCAUUUCUUACAAAUAAUUGUAAUAAUGUCCAUAAAAUUUAAACAAAAAUCUUAUUUCAUGGGUAACAGGACCUUGUAGCCUCCAUAUUCACAUUGUGAAGUUUGAAACGAUUCCGUACACCCAGGUCCGUGAAAAGUUUCACCCACGCGAACUCUGACGCCACUUUCAUGUCACCUUAACGCGACAGUUUGUCGUUACAUGUGAGGCCACCUUAAGAUCGACCACUCUUCGGUUGAAGUUAAGUAUUUCUACGUGUAACGCAAGCAACCUUGUAUCACGAUCUGUCACCGAAUAAAGCGUUCUUCUCCUUCAAGAA